UUGACAAUUAAUCGAUGUAUUCACACAGAGGUAGCUCAAUAAAUAUAAAGACAGGAGUGGUAGCCUGGCAGACUAUUAGUCUUUCUCUCGAUCUCCUGACCGGCUCGCACACUUUCCAUGUGUCUCCUCUCGAAAAGUAAUCGUAAAUUCGUGCGAUUUAAUCGGCAUAUCGCGGUCCACAUUGACUAAAAGUUCGAACACACGUGCACGUCUUAUUGGCUUCGUGAACCUGCUCCAACUACCGUUUUUCUCGUUUCUUUCUUUAAUUUUUUUUUCUUUCUUUUUUUUUUUUUUUUUUUGUUCGCCUUUCGAUCGCCGCGAUCUUUUCGUCCGUUAUUCCCCCCUCUCUCUUUUCUUUUCCUUCUUCUCUCUCUCUCUCUCUGUUUUCUUUUUCCUUUUUUUUUCUUCUUUUUCUUUUUUUUUUUUUUACUUCUUUUUUUCAAUUUACUUUAACGUGAAAAAAGUGAACCAUCGUGAAUACGAGGAUGCAUUCGAGAUUAAGGAAAAAAUUUUGCCGGUCUAACCUGCUAAUUGGUGCUCUUUUUCUUCGUCUGUUAUCCUUCGAUAAGGUUCUAGCUAAUUGCAUGGGAAAGAAGAUAUUACGUUCCGGUAGAAUAUCAUGCGAAGAGAAACAAAUCAUAUUGGACGAGCAUAAUCGUUUGAGGCAACUGGUGGCACUUGGACAAAUUCACGGCCAACCUGGGGCUGCUAAUAUGAUGGAAAUGUUAUGGGACGACGAAUUGGCAGAUGUUGCACAAAAAUGGGCAGACAGUUGUGCCGAGACGCACGACAAUUAUAGAAAUGUCCGCAGAUUCGCAGUUGGUCAGAACAUAGCACGAACUUGGACUACCAGACCCCCGGGACCUUAUGACAGCGAACCGAAUUGGAGACGACAAAUUUCUGGCUGGUUCAACGAGGUUCAACACUAUCACACUGGUUACAGUAAGACUACGGGACACUACACGCAGUUUGGAGCGACACGUUUCUCAUUGGCUGUGGAUAUUCGUUCUAUUAUGAUCCGGCAAAAGGAUAUACUAAAAAUUACGUUUGCAAUUAUGGACCGAGUGGAAAUAUUAUUGGAUACCAACCCUAUCAAUCCGGACAACCUGCAUGUAGUAAUUACGGAAUGAUUUAUUCAAAUCGAUAUUCUGGUCUAUGUUCACGGGGAAAUUAUUAUCACUUAGGCGCAUUAUGUGCCUACGGCUAAAUGCAUAAAUGACGAAAUAAUAUUCGUCAAAAAACACGACGCUCGAUAUUUAAUCGAAUGCCGAAAGUGAUUAAAUUACAAAUUAAUCACUAAUCCGAUGUGCAUUUUACGAUAGUCAAAAAAAAAAAAAAAAGAAAUGCAAGUCUAAAUGUUAAAUGCGAACGAACUUGAUUAUAAGGGCAUUAUAAAUACUGUCGAAAUUCAUUAGUAAA
Molecule: messenger RNA, 1419 nt
Organism: Vespa crabro (European hornet)
Lineage: Eukaryota; Metazoa; Arthropoda; Insecta; Hymenoptera; Vespidae
Product: venom allergen 3-like
Exons: 7
Coding region: 486-1130 (214 amino acids)
Cellular component (GO): extracellular region
Source: RefSeq, a predicted model, not a curated record